Molecule: messenger RNA, 1377 nt
Organism: Mya arenaria
Lineage: Eukaryota; Metazoa; Mollusca; Bivalvia; Myida; Myidae
Product: mucin-4-like
Exons: 1
Coding region: 1-1377 (458 amino acids)
Source: RefSeq, a predicted model, not a curated record
AUGCCUUAUGAGGCAUCAUCGCUUAUGCUUUACGAGGCAACAUCACUUAUGCUAUACGAGGCAUCAUCACUUAUGCUUUACGGUGCAUCAUCAUUUAUGCUUUACAAGGCAUCAUCACUCAUGCUUUACGAGACAUCACCACUCAUGCUAUACGAGGCAUCACCACUCAUGCUUUACGAGGCAUCGUCACUUAUGCUUUACCAGGCAUCACCACUCAUGCUGUACGAGACAUCAUCACUCAUGCUUUACCAGGCAUCACAACUCAUGCUAUACGAGGCAUCACCACUCAUGCUUUACGAGGCAUCGUCACUUAUGCUUUACCAGGCAUCACCACUCAUGCUAUACGAGGCAUCACCACUCAUGUUUUACGAGGCAUCAUCACUCAUGCUUUACCAGGCAUCACCACUCAUGCUAUACGAGGCAUCACCACUCAUGCUUUACGAGGCAUCGUCACUUAUGCUUUACCAGGCAUCACCAUUCAUGCUAUACGAGGCAUCUCCACUCAUGCUUUACGAGGCAUCGUCACUUAUGCUUUACCAGGCAUCACCACUCAUGCUAUACGAGGCAUCACCACUCAUGCUAUACCAGGCAUCACCACUCAUGCUAUACCAGGCAUCACCACUCAUGCUAUACCAGGCAUCACCACUCAUGCUAUACGAGGCAUCACCACUCAUGCUAUACCAGGCAUCACCACUCAUGCUAUACGAGGCAUCGUCACUUAUGCUUUACCAGGCAUCACCACUCAUGCUAUACGAGGCAUCACCACUCAUGCUAUACCAGGCAUCACCACUCAUGCUAUACCAGGCAUCACCACUCAUGCUAUACGAGGCAUCACCACUCAUGCUAUACCAGGCAUCACCACUCAUGCUAUACGAGGCAUCACCACUCAUGCUUUACGAGGCAUCAUCACUCAUGCUUUACCAGGCAUCACCACUCAUGCUAUACGAGGCAUCACCACUCAUGCUAUACCAGGCAUCACCACUCAUGCUAUACCAGGCAUCACCACUCAUGCUAUACGAGGCAUCACCACUCAUGCUAUACCAGGCAUCACCACUCAUGCUAUACGAGGCAUCACCACUCAUGCUUUACGAGGCAUCAUCACUCAUGCUUUACCAGGCAUCACCACUCAUGCUAUACCAGGCAUCACCACUCAUGCUAUACGAGGCAUCACCACUCAUGCUAUACCAGGCAUCAUCACUUAUGCUUUACGAGACAUCAACACUUAUGCUUUACGAGACAUCACCACUCAUGCUUUACGAGACAUCAUCACUUAUGCUUUACGAGACAUCACCACUCAUGCUUUACGAGACAUCACCACUUAUGCUUUACGAGACAUCAUCACUUAUGCUUUACGAGACAUCAUCACUUAUGCUUUAA